Molecule: messenger RNA, 2286 nt
Organism: Candidula unifasciata
Lineage: Eukaryota; Metazoa; Mollusca; Gastropoda; Stylommatophora; Geomitridae
Source: the annotation of a GenBank genome assembly
AUGACUAGAGCACCAGUGCGAGGUUCCCAGUCACCCAAAGCAGGGAACAACAAACAAAAAAGAAGUCCAAGAGGCAGGCUUAAAGCUGCUGCCCAAAAGAAUUCAGAAAAUCAUGCAGAUAUGCUCAGACGAGGUGAUGAUACGACACAGCUGUUUCCUAGAUUUACGCCACUUCUCGUUACUGUGACCUUGUGGGCGAUUCGUGUCAUAUAUGUUCUCAACCCGAGAAACUGGUGGAUGGUCCAUCCGGACGAGGUCUACCAGUCUGUUGAAGUGGCCCAUAUAGAAACAUUCGGCUAUGGGUUCCGCACUUAUGACUUCACCCCGACAGAACCUCUGUCAGAGGAUACAACCAGAUACCGACAGAUGGAGCUGCAAGCUGGCAUGCACGCGCUGCGGUCUCCGCUGUUUCCUUACUUCUACGUCUUAGUAGCGAACAUUUGUUGGUUGCUAGCAUUGCAAGUGAAUCCAUAUAUGCUAUGGCGGGUGGCCCACGUGACCAUCUCAUCGCUUCUUCCGCUGGCUGUCCAUCAUUGUGUGGCCCGGUUGUACAGAUCUUGGGACAAAGGAUGUGUCUCCGCAAUCCUCGUGGCCACAUCCACCCACCUCAACGUCCUCGGAACACACUGUCUGCUUCAUUCCUUUUUGGCGCCAUUUACUUUUCUGGCUCUGUCCUUGCUUGCUGACUUGUCAAGCGCUGACAGUUUGUUAGUGACAGUAUCACAAGACAGUGAUGCUGUUAAAGCAGACCAGUUUCAUCGUGAGAUGUGCACAUACAACGAACUCAAUAACAACAAUGACAAUUCGAUAAAAUCUUUUCAGAAAUCAGAUACAAAAAUGAAGACAGAAUUGAAUACAACGAAAGCAAAGUCACCAAACGGAGUCCAAAAUCAAUGUGAUUCUAGGGAUAAUAAAACAAAGACGAAUUCUAAGUUGAAACAAAAGGUUAAGACAAGCUGUGUUGCAGAGCAAAGACAUGGAGAAGUAACAACGGCGUCAUUCAUUGCUACACUAACUUGUUAUGUUCGACCGGAUGUUUUCCUGGUCUAUGUCACACAUUUUCUCGUAUUUCCUGAGUUGAGACAGUUUCUCGUUCCCAGGAAUUGCUUUAGCUUGUUUCUCGGGGCAUCUGGCGCACUUGCAAUCGGAAUAGGCACCGAUUUUUGGUACUAUGGAUGGGGCGAGUACAGCUGCCUAAACUGGUUAAAUUUCAACAUUAUUUCAGGAUUUUCCUACAGAAUAUUUGGAGAAAUGAAAUGGUGGUUUUAUCCUGAAAAACUGUUUUUCCACAACUAUGGAGUAACAAUAUUGCUACUAUUUGUGAUUUGUCUUCUACCUUUUCAAGUACUACGGACUCAAAUUGAAAAGAAUUCAAUAGACACAAUUCGAGAUAAAGAAUCUACAAAUAAGACACAGGCGAUGAACCAUAAAAACAGCCUGCGUUCAUGUGCUGUAUGGACAUUUCUUCUCCUGGUAUAUUCCUUGAACAAGCACAAAGAAACCAGAUUUAUUCACGAUGUUAUAACUCUUAUGUUUAUUUCCAUCGCUGACGUUUUAGUAAACACGAAAUUACACAUCAAAUCACAAACAACAUACAAUAAUUUAAUUCGAUUAAUUUUAGUUGUUGUUUUCAGUAACCCAAGGACAGAAUUUGUUAACGAUAUUAAUGAAUGUGUUAAGUAUAUAUCUGAACAAGCAGACGUGACAGGAGUUUUUUACGAUUCAAAUUUAUUUAUGACCGGCGGAAUGUCCCUCCUCCACCAAGACGUGCCGGUUCUGUCAAUUGUUGAAAGCGGAUUCUACGAAUUCGGGCCACGAUCGCGGAAGAAUUACACACAACGAUCUACCACAGACGUAAAUGAUGCCAGCGACUCGAUCAACGAUGUAAGAGUCGUAAAAUCGAUAAAUGAAUUCAACCGAGCAUCUAACUACAUUGCUCUUGCCAAUGCUCCCGCAGUGGUGAGGGUUAUCAUUCGGAAUCCUGCGUACAACUAUCUCGUCAUGAGGCGGGACAGAAAAUUUGUGGACGUUGGCUUCAAAGAAGUAAUCUCUGCCAACAGCAACGCGACCAUUUUGCUGCAUGAGGGGGACGUUCUCUUCCACAUGAACCAGUAUCUGGAGGCCUCAGAAAGGUUCUACCGGGCGGUAACCUUGAACGAAAGUCUUCUGCAUGCUUACCUCCCCUUGCAAAUUUGUUACAGCAAGCUCGGUAAUUGGCUUUGUUUACUUGAUUGUUUGUUGUUCAACCUAACCAGGACCGGUCACCGAGCGACCAACACCCAGUGA